Molecule: messenger RNA, 549 nt
Organism: Aegilops tauschii subsp. strangulata
Lineage: Eukaryota; Viridiplantae; Streptophyta; Magnoliopsida; Poales; Poaceae
Source: RefSeq, a predicted model, not a curated record
AUGCCUUCCUGGAACGAUGAGGAAAGGGGCUCUGACGAUGACUGCGAGGUCGUCAGCAUGGACAUGGGACUUAUGGAGGAACCAGACACCAUUGUGGAGCUCCUUUUCUGUGGCCAACUUGAGCUUGCUGAACCCAAGUGUAUUCUGCACCACAGGAGGCCUGUUAAGCGUGUUGCUUUUGAAGGCAUAAUAACAGGAAGGCGUUUCUAUGGCUGCCCAGUCCAGGAAAAUGGUGUGAAUUGUGGUGUUGAAGAGGUACUUGACAAGGAGAAGUUUGAGAAGGAGUUGGCCAAGGUUAAGAGUGAACAUGAAAGGGAGUUGGCCAAGCUUAAGAUUGAAAAUGACAAGCUUUGCAUUGAGUACACCAAGCUUGUUGAUGAUGUAUCCAAGAUGUUUGAUAGGCAGGAUGGUCGGGUGGAGAAGGUGAACCAGAAACAAGUGGAGGUGGAAGAACUUGAGAAGAAGAAGAACGAGGUAGAGGAGAAAGCUAGCUUGGAGGUGCAGAUGGAAAAGCUUAAACUUGCAAAUGAGCAGAGGUGCAUUUUGUAG